Racocetra persica is the source of this 231-nucleotide messenger RNA. The record is from the annotation of a GenBank genome assembly. Lineage: Eukaryota; Fungi; Glomeromycota; Glomeromycetes; Diversisporales; Gigasporaceae.
CCCAAGAAUUAAAAGUUGAUGCUAUUGCGACUGGUGACUCAUUAUCCCAAGUAGCCUCGCAGACCUUAGAAAGUUUAGCAGUGAUUCAGCAAGUUAGGACUUAUAAUCUUUCUUUACAACAAUAUGAAGACUGCUGCUCCUUAUUUGAACCUAAAAACCCUAUAACUAAACCUAAAAAAGAGGUAGUAGAAAAGUUAGAAAAAGAGAUUUUUUGGUCUGAAAUUUUGGAAG